AUGGCGCUGAUCCCGUCUCAGGUCCUGCGGGUCGCCAUCCUGCUGUCUUAUUUCUCCAUCCUGUGCCACUACAAAGCUCUGGACAUGCCUGCUCACCAGACGUACGGAGGCAGCUGGAAGUUUCUAACCUUCAUCGACCUGGUGAUCCAGGCGGUGUUUUUCGGCCUGUGCGUGCUGAUCGACGUGUCCAGUCUGCUGACUAAAGGAGGCGACAGCAGGGAGCAGGAGAGGCAGCUGAGGAAGCUGAUUGGCCUGAGGGACUGGAUGAUGGCCGUCCUGGCUUUCCCUGUCGGAGCGUUUGUGGUCUUUACGUUCUGGUCCCUCUACCUGUACGACAGAGAACUGGUCUACCCGAAACUACUGGACAACUUCAUCCCUCAGUGGCUCAACCACGGCAUGAACGACAUUGAGGAAAUUGAGGUUCCACAGAUUGAAUCAACAUUCAAGGUGGUUGAACCUUCCGUGGAGUUGCGAAGGCGCUUACCGGACACGCCAAGACUGGUCAUUCAAGGUAAUGUCCCUUAUGCUCCCUUUAUCUCUUACACUCUCAUCACUUUUCCAUACUCUGCUGAUCUACACACUCAUCAGCAAUGA
Molecule: messenger RNA, 594 nt
Organism: Scomber japonicus (chub mackerel)
Lineage: Eukaryota; Metazoa; Chordata; Actinopteri; Scombriformes; Scombridae
Gene: aig1
Product: androgen-induced 1 (H. sapiens)
Cellular component (GO): endomembrane system; membrane
Source: RefSeq, a predicted model, not a curated record